AUGAUCAUUAAUGAUCGUAUGACUAUAUGUGGUAGUGCAAAUAUAAAUGAUCGUUUAUUAGUUGGUAAUCGUGAUAGUGAAUAUUGUAUUGUAAUAAAUGAUCUGGAAGAAGAAGAUGGUUGGUUUAAUGAAGAGUCAGUUCUUCUAGGAAAAUGUUGUUCUAGCUGGCGUAAAAAGAUCUUUGAGAUACUGUUAGGUAUUCAAUUCGACAAUCCAAAUAACAUUGAAGUCACUGAUCGAGUAUCAGAUGAAUUUUAUUCUUAUUUUCAAGAUGUAGCAAAACAAAAUACGUUGAUUUAUGAAAAAGUUUUUGUUACAAUGAAAGCUCAACAAACAUUGAAAGAAAUAAUUCAUCAAUCAAAUUGUCGAUAUAAUCAAAUAGAUGAUAGUUUAUCAAAUCGAACAGGCGCAUCAUUAUCUUCAUCAAUAGGUGAUGCACCAGCUGCUAGUCCUGAACAAUCUUAUAUAUUAGAUUUAAUACAUACAACAAAUGCUCAUCUUGAUAAUAUGGAUAUUAUUCAACAUUCAUCAUCAUUUUAUUGUGAUCAAGAUAAUAGUUCUAUUCCAUCGAUUUUAUUAAAUACUAUAUCGAUUAAUAAACAACCAAUGAAAUCAAAUUAUUUAGAUUUUGAAAAUACAGAAAAAUAUCUUGAAGAAAAUCAAUGUGAUUGUUAUUGUCAAUAUAUAUUGAAAAUGAAAAAUUAA
Molecule: messenger RNA, 705 nt
Organism: Rotaria sp. Silwood1
Lineage: Eukaryota; Metazoa; Rotifera; Eurotatoria; Philodinida; Philodinidae
Source: the annotation of a GenBank genome assembly